Messenger RNA from Culex pipiens pallens (northern house mosquito), 1087 nucleotides. RefSeq names its product cytochrome c oxidase assembly protein COX18, mitochondrial. Gene Ontology annotation, molecular function: membrane insertase activity. The transcript has 4 exons. The coding region runs from base 6 to 1028 and encodes 340 amino acids. The record is from RefSeq and is a predicted model, not a curated record. Gene Ontology annotation, biological process: mitochondrial respiratory chain complex IV assembly; protein insertion into mitochondrial inner membrane from matrix. Gene Ontology annotation, cellular component: mitochondrial inner membrane. NCBI's taxonomy places the organism in Eukaryota, Metazoa, Arthropoda, Insecta, Diptera, Culicidae.
ACACGAUGAGCUACCUACGAGUCAUGAUGCGACCUACUCGAGGUGCGAGGAUCAUCUACGCUGGAAGCACCUGGCUUAGUCCACCUGAAAAGUUCCAAACAACCCAACCUGCAACCCGCAACUUCUCCAUGGACAGCACCGUAACGUCUCUGUGGACGACCAUGUCACAGAGCACGCCGGUAGCGUACGUCCAGCAAGGUCUAGUCAACAUCCAUGACUUCACCGGGCUUCCCUGGUGGGCAUCGGUCAUCCUGUCGACCGUACUGAUGCGAUCGCUCGUCACACUUCCUCUGGCCAUCUAUCAGAACAAAAUCGUUGCCCGGCUGGAGAAGAUCUCCCUGGAGAUGCCCGAGAUCGUGAAGGGGCUCAAGCUGGAAACCGCGUACGCGAUUAAGAAGUACAACUGGACGGAACAAGAGGCGCGGAUAACGUACAAUCGAUCGCUCAAGAAGCAGUGGGACAAGCUGGUUAUCCGCGAGAACUGUCACCCAGCCAAAACGAUGAUCGUGCUGUGGGGACAGAUACCGCUGUGGGUGAUGAUGUCCGUUUCGUACCGGAACAUGGUACAUAUGCUGCCCGAUCCGGGCUCGAUUGAGGCCCAGAUUACGUUCACCGAGCUGACGCUGGGCGGGUUUGGCUGGAUACCGAACCUGACCGAGGUGGACCACUCGCUGAUACUGCCGGUCGCGAUGGGAUUGAUCAAUUUGGCAAUCAUUGAGAUUCAAAAUGCUGCUCGAACUCGAGAGUCCUCCAAACUACAACGAAUAUUCACCAACGUGUUCCGAGGCCUCAGCGUUCUGAUGGUUCCGGUUGCCGCUACUGUACCAUCGUGCCUCUCCCUGUACUGGGUCACCUCGAGCGCUUACGGACUGUGCCAGAACCUGAUGCUGAUGUCCCCGCGAGUUAAACGCCUAGUUGGUGUUCCUCAAGUACCUUCCGAGCUGGCCAACCCGUACCAACAUGUCCGGGAGAAGUUUGCCCAGAGAGGAAGCGCACUGUUGAGCAAGGUCGGACUAAGUUCAAAGUAGCAGGGCUUUUAACAAUAUGGAAAACUAGCUUUAUUAUACAAUAAAAAAUGUUACAAAUA